Oryzias latipes (Japanese medaka) is the source of this 4339-nucleotide messenger RNA. The record is from RefSeq and is a predicted model, not a curated record. NCBI's taxonomy places the organism in Eukaryota, Metazoa, Chordata, Actinopteri, Beloniformes, Adrianichthyidae.
GUAAAUCAGAAACAGACAAAAAAAAUGCAGUUGGAAAAAAGCUUGUAGUUGUUCUGUACAAACUACAAUUGGUCUUUGCUCGGCUCAAUUCUGAUGCCUCCACUUACAGACAAAUAAAUCCCUUAAACAUCCUUGUGUUACUCGUCUGAGCUGGCAUCUGGCUGCUGCUCCAAUAUUGCUGGCCAUUUUUGUUGCGCUGGCAAUGUUAGGAUGGAAGUGUGACGAGCUGUAAGCUAGCGGGAGAGAGUGCAAACAAAGGGAUGAUGUGAAACGGGGAAAGGCUUAUUCUGUGCCAACAGUCCCAUAACCACUGCCACUCUGCAGAAAUAAUGCCCCAGAAAAAUACACCGUUUUUUUUAUUUUGUCUAAAAAUGGCAUAAUCAAAACCAAAAAGACCACUGGCAACACUUUCAAAAUAGAUUCAAAAAAUGAUUGGAGAUGAUUGUCUUCCUUUAAAUACAUGCAGUUGUGCCCAUGAAACUUUAUGAACAACAAGCUUAACAUGUAUUUUGUUUUGUUUUGGUUUACUUUUUUUUUUUUUUUUUUACCCUGAAAAUUCUAGUAAAGUAAUUUUCUUUCACGACUACAUCAACAUAACAAGUGUUUCCUGAUUACUUCAAACCAAACAUGCAUAGCUUGAAAUGCUUGUUUCUGAGGAGUUUCUUUGCCAAAUAGUUAUUCAAAUCAGCUGUUUGCUUUCUAUUCGAUGAAACCAAACAGAACAGAUAACCUUUUCUCUACUUGCUAGAUGACUUUUUAUCUACUAUCAGUAAAGAGAUCCAUUUUCUUUUUCAGGUGUUUAUGUUUCUCAGUGUGGAGAAUGUCAGCAUAUUGUGAAAAGAAAAGCAUUUUCUAUUUUUCUUUUUCUUGAACACGAAUCCACAAAAACUUUUCUAAAAUUUGCCUUGGAGGCAGAAAGUCUGCUGUCUUCUGAAUGUGGAAAAAAACUGCUUUGGUUUUUUCAGUUCUCAAUUGUGGCAUUAAAUGUUGAUUAUUAAUUAGGAAACACAUUUCAUCCCUGAAUUCUCCUUUAUGCCAUGUCAGGAAUGAGUGAAUACAAGAGGCAGAACUUCAACAGCUCCUCAGACCUGAGGUUGUUUCUUUUGGGGAACAUUGGCUGUGGAAAGACGUCGUCUGCUAACACCAUCCUUAACCAGCCGUCCUCUCGCUCUGCUGAUGACCCCAAAAGCUGCAAUCUACGAGAAGCCUUCACCGACGGCCGGAGAGUGGCUCUGGUGGAAGCUCCGAGAUGGUAUUGGGCCGGCGAAAAGGUGGACGACAGCGUCAGAAAGGAGACGGAACAAGCUGUGGCUCUGAUGGAACCAGGACCACAUGCUGUUUUGCUUCUGAUCCCUGUUAACCAGUUUACUGAGAUGGAGUCUCGUGUGCCUUCAGAGUUGCGAGAGAUGUUUGGGCAGGAAGUGCUGGAUCACACUUUGGUGCUGUUGACUUGUGGAGACUACUUGAUGGGAAAAUCGGUUGAGGAAUACCUGCAGAAAGAAGACCCAGGAUUGAGGCAGAUGAUCAAGGGUUGUGGUGGAAAUUUCCAUGUUCUGAAUAAUCGUAACCCAAAAGACAGAGAGCAGGUCCGCGAGCUGCUGGAGAAGGUGGACCGCAUGGUGGCGAAAAAUGGAGUAUUCAAUAUGAAAACUGCUGAAACCAGACAGCUGAACAGUCAAAUCGAAGACCAAGAAGAAGAACAAGAAGAAGAAGAAGAAGAAGAAGAAGAAGAAGAAGAAGAAGAGGAACAAGGACAAGAAGAGGAAGAGGAGGAACAAGAACAAGAAGAAGAAGAAGACGAGAGAUACUUGUUGGAAUUAAUGCAAGAUCAGUUGCUGGGGAGAAGUGAGACAUUAGCUUUGAACAGAAUUUUAGGCACGGGUGCACUUGAAGUGGUAGUUGAAGAGGAGGAAGAAGAAAACGAUGAUGAUGAUGAAGAAAAAGAAGAGCCCAUCGUACCUUUGAAAAUGACAAACGUUAAACAAGUGAUUAAUAAAAGGGAUGGAAGUAUGGGUGAAGCUCGAGUGCCCAAUGGGUUUCCUUCAUCUCCAGAACCAGAGCUGCAAUCGCAUUCGAAGUCUUUUGAUGACCCACAGCUGAACAGCACUCUAAGUUCACUGAAAGCAGAUGGAGGUCUUCUCUCAAAAAUAUCUGAGAUUGUAACAUCUUCAAGAACCCCAGCUUCCAUUGAAAGCAGAAGCAGCAGUGUUGAUGGAGCAGCACCUCAACCGUCUCCUGUUUUUUCUAAUCCUCAUUCACCCAUCUUCGUCUCCACCACUCAACCGUUGUCAAACUUGUCCCCCUCUGCUUCAAUAUGUUCUCCAUCCUUCUCGUCCUACCCGAUGCCUUCCGCUUCGUCUUCUCCGGAGCUUCGUCUGAUUUUGCUCGGUCGAUCCGGAGCAGGGAAGAGUUCAGUCGGGAACAGCAUUCUGGGGCAGAAUGUCUUCAGAUCUGAGUCAGACAGCUUUACCGCAGUCACUCAGAAGUGUGAGAAAAGGAAGGCAGUGGUUGAAGCACAAAAGGUGGCAGUAGUGGACACUUCUGAUUGGUUUAAUUCAGAGCAAACCCCUGAGGAAGUGCGAGCUCAGAUCUCCUCUUGUGUUGCACUGUCCACCCCCGGCCCUCACGCCUUCCUGCUGUGCGUCCCGUUGGACCAACCUGCAAAAACCGAGCUGCAGGCUCUGGAAGCCAUGGAGAAGGUUUUUGGCCCAGAUGCAGUGACAAAACACACCAUUGUCCUCUUCACCUACGCCGAUCGCCUGAGGGACAGUGGGAUGAUUGGGAAUGGCGGCGUGGAGGCCUACAUAGCGAAUCAAAGGGGGGAUUUGUUGAAGCUUGUUGAAAAGUGCAGGGACAGGUUCCAGAUCAUGGAGAGGGGUCAAAGGGAGAAGAAGAGUGUGGCUGAUCUAUUCACUUUGGUGGCGCUAACAGUGAAAGAAGCUGGAGGACAAUACUUUUGUUCUCCUGCUUUUCUGGAGGCAGAGAACAAAGUGAAACAAAAGCAACUAGACCUCGUAAGAGAGAGGAGAGAAAAAGAACUAGACCAAAAAACUGUAAAAAAGGCUCAAUUGCUCAGCCCAAAACGUAGGUCUUUAUUUGAGACAGAAGAUGAGCUUGAGGAAAUGAGGGAUGAGGCAGAGAUGAGUGUAAGUCUGACUAGUAUGGACUGCAUUUCUCUACUUACAAUUUCUGACUUGUCCCCUUCUUUUCUGAAUUCUCUUAAAGAGAAAAUGGAGACUAGUAUGAAGAUGCUUCCUAAACUGACGUCAGAUAGCUCAGUGCGACUUGAAGAAACAAGGAAGCAGCAAAGCAGUCCGGUGUUGGCAAUCCAACAGAUGGUGGCAGACGGUUCCCUGUGGGGAAAGGUGGGAUCUACUGCAGGUCAUGUUUCCAGAGCGGUAGGAGAUAAGGUUCCAAGGGUAGUGGCAAAUGGUUCCUCAUGGUUGGGAUUCAGAGCUAGAGCAGUGGCAGGGAGUCCAAUGUGGGAGAAAUUGGGGGCUGGUACCAAAACUGGAGCUAAACUGGUGGCAGACGGGUCGUUAAGAGUUGGAGCCGGGAUUGGUGCUGGUGCAAUGCAGGUUGCACAGAGUCCCAUGUGGGGCAAGAUGGGCUCCGGGGCAAAAGCAGGGGUCACAAUGAUGGCUGAGAGCUCACUGUGGGAGAGAAUGGGAAACGUUGCUAGACAGGUUCCAAAAAUAGUGUUUGCAGCUGGGCUGCUAGGACUGGUGCUCGGUGUGUUUUUUGGUGGACUGUUUUGGGGAAUUGUCGGAGCCGCUGCUGGAUCUGCAGCAUCUGAGAUGACCCGACAAAAAUUCAUCAGCAGAAAUUCUUCAGAGGAGACGUCUGAAGCUGCAAGAAACAUGGAGAAAAGCACGUGCAACAGUGCAGAUGGAGGGAAAAGUCUGAAAUACGAAUGAAGAACUCAAUGUAGCAUGGAUUGAAUACAUACAUUUAAUUUAGCAAAUUAAAAAAAUGUACCUAUGCUCAACUGACUCCAUUAGAAUAUAGUAUUUAUUUUGUCAUUCUUUUAGAUACAAAAAACUUUUAAAUUAAGUUCAAAGAUUGAAAUCCCCUAUUCAGUUAUGGAUCGAACUAAUUUGUUUUUGUAUAAAAGCAUCAGAGAGAAAAAGAAAAUCCAUGUAUAUGUUUAUUUGCAGAACUUUUUUCUUAAUUUGUAAAUACCUCUUUUUAAAUACCUUCUUUUUUGGGGAAUUGUCUAUAUUAUGCAUUGUGUACAUUCUAUACUCUUUAAUCUGUGCCUCAUUACAAUGAACAAUAAAAUAUUUUUGCUGGACAUUCAUAUGAACGAAAUCCUACAAAAUAAAACAAAUUAAGGGUA